AUGUUUUUGUACCAUAUUAAAUACAGGUUGAUAACUUUGCUAUCAUGUACAUUAAUCUGCUACUGCACACAUGGAAUCUUAACCCUUAAUUACACACUGGGAUUCCUUAACACCAAAUGUGGACUUUGUAUAGAGGAACGUGGAUUCCUCAAUAAAAGUUCUGAUAAUUAUCGCAAGACAGUCAAUAACAAAUUGACAAACAGAAGAAGAGUAAAAUACUUUCCGGUUCAAGCCAAGUCCGAAGAAGUGGAUUCCGGCACUAAAUACAUAGAUAAUUACCUAAAAUCCGGAAAGGGAAACUUGUUUAAGACCCAAGCUUCAAACUACAAGGAUGAAACUUCAGGAUUGACCAAUUUGGGUAAAUCGCAAUCUUGGAGUGAAAUUGUGUACGACGAGCUUUUAAAAAAUAGGCAGAGGCUAGCUAAGGCUGAGGGCAGAAGAGACCUGGCUUAUAAGAUCGAGGACGAUUUUGAGGUCAAAAGGGACCCUUUUGAAUACAGGCUGACCCCUGAGGGAAGGCUGAAGCUGGAGGACAGGAUCGAAAAUUUGAGGAGAGCAGCCCACUCGAGCCCAGUGCAGUACAAGGAGAAGACCCCAAUACUGUGGAUAGUGCGCUCCUCACACGGGAACUACUGCGAACUGCUCAAAAAGGACGAAGAGAGGAUCAAGUCGCUGGUUGACAGAGUGAGGAGGCACUUUCCGAAGUCAGAGCUGCAGGUUUUAGUGAUGAAGCUGAACGUCAAGAUGCCGCUGUGUGAAAUUAUGGUCGAGGGCACCAUGCCUGACCUGGUCAGAAUAUUGCACGCCAGGGGCGGCACACUCCAGUUUUACGUCGUUCCUCGCUUCUGGAGUCGCUGUGAGAUUAUUGAGAAGGAUCCCAGGCUCGAGGCCCUGUACGGGAAGGCCACGGCGCCCGGGCUCUUCCCCCAGUGGGACGAGAGCGGCAUGUUUGAGGAGAUCGCGGACUGCGUGGACACGCGUCCCGACUACGCGCUGGAGUUCAGGUCCCCCAGUGCUUGGCACGUCCUUCCCAUGAUGCCCGAGUUCGACCGGUUUGUCAUGAAGACGUACCUGGACAAGGUCCACUGGCCGACUCGACUGAGGGUCCAGCGGGCCUUUGAAAACGGCCUCGAGGACUACCGCGUUUUCAUCGAACACCAGUACGAGCGCCUUCAGCGGUACACGCGCAACGUGACCAACCUGACUCAUGAGUUAUCUGGCAACGACGACCCUAAUAACCUGUUGGACCUGUGGCUGUAA
Molecule: messenger RNA, 1260 nt
Organism: Theileria orientalis strain Shintoku
Lineage: Eukaryota; Apicomplexa; Aconoidasida; Piroplasmida; Theileriidae
Exons: 6
Coding region: 1-1260 (419 amino acids)
Source: RefSeq, a predicted model, not a curated record